Molecule: messenger RNA, 328 nt
Organism: Cyanistes caeruleus (blue tit)
Lineage: Eukaryota; Metazoa; Chordata; Aves; Passeriformes; Paridae
Source: RefSeq, a predicted model, not a curated record
AGGAGCUGCGGCGGGGGAUCGGCAGCCGGAGCUGCCGCAGUCUGCGGGCAGAGAGCGCCCCGCCGCUGCUAUGUCCCACUCGGUGGUCCUGCGUGGCCCUUCGCCGUGGGGUUUUCGCUUGGUGGGCGGUAAAGAUUUCAGCGCCCCGCUGACCAUCUCCAGGGUUAACCCUGGCAGUAAAGCAGCCAUGGCGGACUUGUGCCCAGGAGACAUUAUUCUGGCAAUUAAUGGAGAGGACACGGACAACAUGACACAUCUAGAAGCACAAAAUAAGAUCAAAGCAUGUGUGGACCAGCUGCUGCUCUCUGUGAACAGAUUGGACCCUUGA